Molecule: messenger RNA, 393 nt
Organism: Perkinsus marinus ATCC 50983
Lineage: Eukaryota; Perkinsozoa; Perkinsida; Perkinsidae
Exons: 1
Coding region: 1-393 (130 amino acids)
Source: RefSeq, a predicted model, not a curated record
AUGAUGUUUACUCUCAUUAUUGCCCUCCUCACCGUUCACUCCCUAGCAAGGCCUCCCCCACCAAACGGGAAAUAUGCUAAGAAGGUCUCUAAUGUUACGACUGUUGGUGCUAGUUUUGCCGCUGAGGAGCCUGAGGUCGAACUAAGCGUUUCAUGUGGCGUUGGUAAGUAUUACGAGUCACUGCCUUUGAAGGUUGUGAGGACGCGAUUUGAUGUAUUCGAAAUUGCUCAUUCCGACACGAAUCCAUAUCGGGCCUACCUAGCUUACAUCAGAAUGGUAUGUCCGAGACUCCAGUUGAAGGAACCUGAUUUCCACACGUUCUACUACCACGGUUACACUAAUACCAUCAAGACAAGAGUAUUGGACGGAAUCAUCACUCUAGAGAAGGAGUAA